AUGGAGUUUCAGGGCAAAAAGACGGCGCCAACCACUGCAAUUGAGAUCGCCUUUGGGGCGAUGACCAUUGGAAAAGAAGGCAUUGAACAAGUCCGCGUCUCCGACCUCAACAUCGCCAAUGCCAUCGUCGACACUUUCCAACAACAUGGCCAUUCUGAGAUCGACACCUCUCGCUUCUACGGAGAUGGUAGCAGUGAGGAAUAUAUUGCCGCAAUGGGGUGGAAGAAACGUGGUCUAGUCGUGGACACGAAGUUCUUCCCCAACACACAGGGGAUGUGGGGACGUCGUAAAACCCAGCUCGUGGUUGCAGAUAUGCGUCAAGCCCUUGAAGAGUCGCUCAAAGCGCUCAAGACCAACAGUGUGGACCUAUGGUAUCUACAUUCCCCAGACAGGACUGUGAAAAUUGAAGACACCCUAAAGUCUGUGAACGAGUUACAUAAGGAAGGGAAGUUUAACAGAUGGGGACUUAGUAACUUCAUGUCAUGGGAAGUUGCGGCCAUCUGUGAGAUCUGCGAGAAAGAGGGAUAUCCUAAACCAUCCGCCUAUCAGGGUGUAUAUAACGCUCUUCACCGAACCGUAGAGCAUGAGCUCUUCCCUUGCCUUCGCAAAUACGGAAUACAGUUCUACGCUUAUAAUCCCCUGGCUGGCGGAUACCUGACAAACCGCUACCAUCGCGAUAUACAGGAUUCCGAGAUCGAGAAGGGAAGUCGUUUCGAUCCGAAGCAUAUACAGGGCCAGAUGUACAGGGCUAGGUAUUGGCAUAACGAGUUCUUUGACGCGUUGGAGAUUUUGAGGCCCGCUGCGGCGAUGCAUGGCCUGAGAGAGAGCGAGUGUGCGCUGAGGUGGAUGAUGCAUCAUUCGCAACUGAAGAGAGAGCUUGGGGAUAAGGUCAUUAUUGGCGCAAGCAGUGAGGAGCAACUCAGCCAGAAUCUGAAAGACUUUGAGCUAGGUCCAUUACCGGAAGACGUGGUAGAAGCGCUGAACAAGGGGUGGGAAGUGUGCCGGGGUAAUGCUUGGCAAUACUUCCGUUAG
Messenger RNA from Lindgomyces ingoldianus, 1032 nucleotides. Its product is annotated as Aldo/keto reductase. Bases 1 to 1032 code for a protein of 343 amino acids. The transcript has 2 exons. The record is from RefSeq and is a predicted model, not a curated record. NCBI's taxonomy places the organism in Eukaryota, Fungi, Ascomycota, Dothideomycetes, Pleosporales, Lindgomycetaceae.